AUGGCCGAUAAACGCAGGAUAGACAGUCUGGCCGUUGACUUUUUGCUUUUUGCUGGUCUUAUCGCAACCGGUGCCUACGUGAUCCGCCAGGUCAUCUCCAACGUAAUCGCAGAUCCAGAACGCGAGAAGCACGAACAAGCAAGCCUGCGAGCAAAGGCGCACUUAGAACGUUUGCAGCGGGAAAAAGAUCGAAGGAGAUCCGGAGAUGGCUCGGACGAUACAGCGCAACGAGGCCCUCGUGUGGAAGACCUGACUCUGAAUCAAUAUGAGAACAUCGUCGCCAUGGAUAUGGUGGCGCCGCAAGAUAUACAUGUCGGCUUCAACGACAUCGGCGGCCUCGAUGGCAUUAUCGAAGAACUCAAAGAAUCCGUCAUUUACCCUCUAACGAUGCCACAACUAUACUCGCAUGGUGGAGCGUUAUUAUCAGCACCGUCUGGUGUUCUUCUCUACGGUCCUCCUGGAUGUGGCAAAACGAUGCUUGCAAAGGCCCUUGCGCGUGAGAGCGGUGCCUCGUUUAUCAAUCUACACAUCUCGACCCUCCUCGAGAAGUGGUACGGAGAUUCGAACAAACUUGUACGAGCCGUUUUCACCCUGGCCCGCAAGAUGCAGCCUGCCAUCAUCUUCAUUGACGAGAUUGAUGCUGUGCUGAGGAUGCGGGCCAACAGUGACCACGAAGCGAGCGCCAUGGUUAAAGCAGAGUUUAUGACCCUCUGGGACGGAUUGACAUCGGCAAACACGUCCGGUCUCCCCGCCAGGAUCGUCGUGCUCGGCGCAACGAAUCGAAUCCACGACAUCGACGAAGCCAUCCUUAGGCGAAUGCCCAAAAAGUUCGCCGUAUCUCUCCCCGGCGCGGAGCAGAGGCGCCGCAUUCUUCAACUCGUGCUAGCGGACACCAAGACGGAUCCCGAAAACUUCAAUCUCGACUACAUUGUCAGGGUGACGGCUGGCAUGUCAGGUAGCGACAUCAAGGAGGCGUGCCGUGACGCGGCGAUGGUGCCCGUCCGGGAGUACAUCCGACAGAACCGUGAUGGUGCUGUUCAAACUAGGUCGAUUAACCCCGAUCACAUCCGCGGCAUUCGCACGGAAGACUUCUUCGGAAGGAUGGGUGGCCAGGUACUACAUGCUCAGGCUAAUAAGCAAGGCGAUCAGACUACCGCCGAUGCGGAGAAGGGUUCAUCGGACGGAUACCUUGAUGCGGAAGCGGAAUCUCUGGGCUAA
Messenger RNA from Scedosporium apiospermum, 1218 nucleotides. RefSeq names its product ATPase family aaa domain-containing protein 1. The coding region runs from base 1 to 1218 and encodes 405 amino acids. The record is from RefSeq and is a predicted model, not a curated record. NCBI's taxonomy places the organism in Eukaryota, Fungi, Ascomycota, Sordariomycetes, Microascales, Microascaceae. The transcript is spliced from 4 exons. Gene Ontology annotation, cellular component: mitochondrial outer membrane. Gene Ontology annotation, molecular function: ATP hydrolysis activity; ATP binding.